Molecule: messenger RNA, 12135 nt
Organism: Durusdinium trenchii
Lineage: Eukaryota; Dinophyceae; Suessiales; Symbiodiniaceae
Source: the annotation of a GenBank genome assembly
AUGGGGCCUACCAAGCGGCGUAAGCUGGAGCCGACGUACGUGGAGGAGCACCGGAAGCCUGAUGAGGAGAAGCAUCUCACAAUGGCCAUCACGCUGAAAGGGAGUGUCAUCACCGAGGCCAUUCUACGUGGCUUUAAGGACGUGGAGAACCGCUCUGUCAGAUUACCAGUUGGAUGGGUUGCCCUGCACACUGGAAAGGGCAAAUGUGAUGAGCUCCUGGAUCGAAUCAUGAGACGCCUCGCGCCGGGACUGCCUCCGGACGCACAGUGCCCCAAAGGCUUUGUCGUCGGAGCUGCUUGGGUGGAGAAAGCGGUGACCUUUGAUGAGCUGCGCGCCCACUUUGGUUGUAAAGAGGAAUGCAACGGUCCAACGGCGGGCGACUUGCGACAUGCGCCUCACUGCAGGUUCAGCCCACACGCGGGCGGACCCAUUUGCAACAUUUUGAGCGCCUCGGUGCGUUUGCCCACGCCGGUGCCCUGCAAUGGGGAGCUGGGCUGUUGGCGAUUGCCAGAGGAGGUGCGGAAGAAAGUCCUGAAGCAGAUGGAGGAUCUCCCAGUGUAUCACUUCCAUGAGGAAAGACCACGUGGCUGGCCACUCCCCUGGGCGCCCGAGUUGAAGCGCAGCGAUGUGUACUGGCAUCGUGACAUGGUGCCGGAGAGGAGUAAAGCGAAGUCAAAGACGCCGGUGAGGAAAGAAGAAUCCCUAUAUCGUUUUUUCCAAACUACGGAAGGCGCCAACCAGAGUUCCACUUCAACCACCCGAAACCUGGCCGCCACUGGUGAAGCGAGGUCCUCGAGCUCAACAGGCUGGUUGACGGGCACGGAAGGACUCGUAGCGCCGCUCAUUGACCUUGACUCCGAUGAGGAUCAUGACGUGAUUGCUGUGUCUGAGAGGUGGAUCCUGUCGACCAGAUGGAUCUGUGACGGCGGCACUCCCACCCGCUUUGAGUCGGCUUCAGCAGUGAACAUUUUUGUAGGCAACCUGUUGGGCGAGCGCAUUGCGCGCAAAGUCGUGCAGCGGUAUUUGCCUCCUGAAAUUGCUCAGCAAGAAACAGAAGAAGCGGAAGCACGAGAGCCAUUGAUUCUCAAGCUUUUGAGCAGUGAUCCGGCUCCGCCCCCUGCGUCGGAGCUGGCCUUCGGCUUGAGAUGCCUCAAGAACAUGGAGGAGCAGAAGACACCCACAGGCUUGGACUUCAAGAUCUCUGUGUGCUCAUCUCUUUGGACCUUGUUCCUGGCCAGUGUGGACUCCAAAGCGCCGCUCUAUGGCUAUGCCAAUCGCACCAAGAUCCUGGACAACCUUCGGUCCUGGUUGUGUCUCUUAGACGUGGAUCAUCACCGGCCGUUCUGGCGGGAAGCCAUCAGUCAAGAGGAGAGGGAUGGGGCUGAGCCCAUCGCUCAGCUCUUUGCCCAGUUGGACGUUCGUGUGGUGCUGCGUUUGUUGAUUGAAGAAGGUGCGGAGUUGAUGGAGCAGUUAGCAGCUCAGGUGGAUGGAGUGCACGUUUAUUCGCUCUUCUAUGCCAAGAUGUUGGCCCUGCUCACGCCGCGGAAGUUGAUUCCCCAGCUGCUCUUGGACGGUCGCUUGUGGUUGUGGUGGUCACGAAUUUCUGAAGGAUUGCUUCCCAAAUUUGAUUUGAUGUGGUUCAUGCCCCUGGCGCGCUUGGCGGAGCUGAGAUGGGCCAAUAAAGUGGAGGAGGCGCUGGCUGAAACCAAGAUGUCAGGGAAGGCGGAGGAGUGUUGGAAAAAUGUGGAGGAACAGCUCCCCUGGCUGAUGAAUAAAAUCUGUCGCACUCUCUGCUUGCCCUUCGGCUCACCCGCCGCAAAGGCCUUGGAUGGAAAGGAGCAGUCCUUCCCCGAUGUUGACCGCUAUCUAAUUCCGGAGGAGAUUGACACGGUUCUGAUGGGAAGCCAGUCUGCUUGGAAAGAUGUGGCUUUCUUUCUGAUCUAUACCUUGGAGCCUGAACCUCCGAGCGCCAAGGAUGGUGCCCCGUCCAUGUGGAAUUUCUUGACCUUGCUGCAGCGACGAAUGAGGCCCUUCCUCACACCUGCGACCUGUCAGGGUGAGUGGCUCUGGCACUGUGUCACUUUGCUUCACAAUCUGAUUUCUUUGUACUUCAGACGAAUCUGCAAGGAGAGGAUGUUGCCUUGCACCACUUUGCCACACAUGCUCCUGUCUGAGAAUGCAGAUCGCGCCUUCGUUGAACUCAUCAUGCCCUUGGUGCGCGACCUGAUGAUGGUCCGUGGCCCCUACGAAAUGGCCACCUCCAUGGAAAACAUCGCACGGCUCACGCAGAUCUCGGCUAUGCAUGCCACCAGCCCACCAGUGGGGUCAGAAGUGGACCCCUUCAAGACAGACUUCCAGUCCAUGGUGAUGCAAUCCACUGACCUGCUGAAUGAUCCCACCCAAUCAGCUAGGCAUGUGUCCUUGCUGAGGGUUUUCUCUUCAGUGGUGCCCGCCUUGAGCCUUCAGAUGCCCUCAGUAAUCGGUGAGUUGUUGCCCUUGGUCCUGCAGGGGAUUGAUGCAACGGAUACGCCCAAGACCAUGAGUUCCCUGAGGUUGCUCCUCUGUUUGCUGAUCAACUUGCCCUGCUUGGAUUCCAAUGAUUGGCAACUGGGAGACCAUCCGUCGCAGGAAAGCAGACUACGGUGGCCACUGCCAAAGGAGUGCAAGCUGAAAGUUGGAGAUCCGGAUUGCAGUGCCACAGGCCUCGUGUCGUCCAUGCUGCCCCCCUUUGCCAUUGAGCUGGUGGAGCGCGCCUGCGACUACGUCACACGCAUCCCCAAGCCACGGGCGGUGAAGAGUGGGAAGAUCUCCUUGGAGUUGGCAACCAUGGGCCUGCUGCAUGGAGCUUUGUGCAUCGCAGGGUCCCAAACAGACAAGGACACAUACAAGCAGAUGCUGGAUGUCCUUUGCCAAUUUCUGGGAUCGCACUUCCUUCCAGAUCAAGUGAAACCUGCUGGGCUCCUGGUCUUUGCUGUUGUGCGUGCCUGCCCCGAGAUGGCAAUCCCAGUGGUGAUGCCCCUGAUUUGCAAGAAGUUGCUGGUGCACCAGCCCAAAUCGACUGUGUUGCCACUACACGAAGCUGGGGUCUCAGAAAGUGAAGCUAAAUGGUGGCUAUCCCUCCUGUGCUCGGCCGUCCGUUGCGGUGGUGCCAGCCUAUUGCCCCACCGUCAUGAAUUGGAGAUGAUUAUGCGCGCGACCUUCCUGGAUGAGCGCGAAGCAGUGAAUAAGCUGGGUAUGAAGCUGUUACGGCGAAUUCUCUACGCGCUGACAGCUGUCUAUGUGUGCAACGACUACCGUCUUUGCAACGAUGGCGUGUGGCAGACCCUGAUGGCCUGCCGUUUGGGCAGCACCGUCCCGCCACCGGCGGGUUUGACGACCCUGGUGUGGUCUGGCGCGCAGCCUCCCUGGUGGUUCACCGAUGCCGAGUCGACCGUGAAGUGGCACAUGCCCUCCGAAGAAGAGGUCGCAUGGGCCAGAGAUCUGGUCUUUGGCGUUCUCCUUCAAGUGGGGGAGAUGUUGACCGCCACCAUGGGAAUUGCCCUUCCAGCUCUCAACAUGGCCACCAGCUCAUGGCUGGCAGGUCUUUCUACGAAUCUUCCAAGCAAGAAGAAGUUGGCUCACAGUGCAGUUCUGGGGAUCCGCUUGGCCAUGCAGAUUCUGAGAGGCACCUGUGAUUUGUGGCCGGACGAGCGCAGCAACGAGGAGCUGAAACUGCGACAGCUUCCAAGCAACUUGAAGAUUGCAGGCGACACAGCCAAGGUCAUUUUCGACUGGCUUUCCACGGUGCUUCUGUCCGCCUUCAAAACACUGGCAGCUCAGGAACAGUAUGGUUCGGUUGCGCCCACCAGUGGCAAACUGGAUCCUAUUGAUGUGUCCCGUGUGAUGAGGAAGCUGCUGAAAUGCGUCGCAGAGCUGAUCGGGGCUUUCAGCGACACGCACCCCAGUAGCUUGAGGCUCUUUCCCAGCUUGAGGCAUGUUGAGAAGCACGCUGCUGGUUUGGCAUUGCAAUCCACGUCUUUGGAGAUGCUUCACACGCACUCGCGCUGGCGGGAUCUGCCCCGUGUUUGGUGGGUGGAGCGGGUGGCGGACACCAUGGAGAACAGGGUGCACCAGCGGCGCGGAGGGCAUCGCUACCAGGGAAGACGCCGCGAGCUCAUUGAAGAGCUCACGAAGCAGAUUUUCAGCAGCGGCUUCUCUGCGGUGCGCUCGCGCGCCAUGGAGACGGUGGCCAUGGCCGUUCAGUACCAUCAAGGCUGUCGCUGGCCGUUGAUCCGCGAUGUGCUGCUGCCAGCCCUCUCGAAAGAGACCAACGCAGUGCUGCGGUGCGGAACACUCACAGGUGAUGCUGCGGACAAAGAGCAGCAGCGCUUGAAUGAUGCACUGUCUGGGCUGGCUGCAUCACUGGCUGGAGGCAUUCAAGGCUUGGUCUGGGGAGUUUGGCGCCGCGGCUUGGACGAUGCUUCCAAGUUGGGCUACGACCUCCUUGAGGCCGUUUAUGCAGCCACGCGGGUGGGGCAAAGCCAGGCGGGCGACACCAAGCGCUGCGAAGUCAAGCCCACCACCGUGGCCAAACUCAUCGAGCUGGAAAGUUUGGUUGCGCAGCCGCCUGCUCCAGCUGGGCGAAGAGAAACCGCUUUACAAGCUUGCAUGAGCAACAAGCCCGUGACUCAAGCUCAGCUAGAGCUCCUGCUGUCUACGAUCCGGGAUCAGAGCUCGGAGAUUGAGGCCUUGCGGAAACGAGUUGCUGACUUAGAGUCACGGGUCCUUGCUCUCGCUGUCGCCAGCGCCAGUGAACCUGAGGAUUUUGAAGUGGUGAGUACGGCUAAGGCCUCUUCGGUUCCGGCAGCAUCUGAAGCUGCCGCAUCCUCCCUGACUAUCUCGUCGUCGGGGAUUUCCGAGGCCCGUCGGGAAAUUGCUCGUGAAGUGGGACAGUGGUUGAAGCGCUGCCUCCUUGGUGCUCCUCGAGGACCGAGCGGGCGGGAGAAAGUGAGUUUGCAAAGCCGGCUUUAUCUUGUGUGCCGCGAUAGGCAUUUGAACGUAUUCUUUUUCACUUGGACGGAAGCGAAGCCUCUCUGCAUCGAGCGCACGGGCAUCCCCUCGGACGGCAUCUUCAUUGGGCUCCCUUCGAAAGAGGAAGCUCGCUUGGCCUUGGUGGAGGUACCAGAGUGUCCCGAGAGCUCUGGUAUCCGUGAUCACCUAGUGGUCUCGGGAGAGGAGAUUCAGUUUGACUACCUUGUGGGUGCCCUCGCCUUUGAAGCCGACAGGGCACUAUGUUCAUGCAUAGCCAUCACAGAGAUAGAUGGCGCAGUUUUGUGUGCUGUCCCAGAGUCGGUCUGGGACCGGACGAAAGCCAAGCGCAUCCUGCCCAUAGACUGUUUGCGAAAAGCUGUGAAAGUCAUGGUGCCUGGAGCCAUCGACGACGAACGAGAAAUACCCGAGCAGCAGCCCACCUUCCGUUUAUGGUGUGGCCUUUUGAAGAGCAGCUACGAGGAAAACUUUUCUGCCGAGUUCGAAGCGGUGGACUACCCCUUCCCUGUCGACUCCAUGGGCAUCCCCAAGAUUCCUUUUGCGAGGGCGCUGGUACACAUCGCCCGAGAUCAUUUCGAGUUUGCCACAGCCGACGAUGGAAGGCCUCCGCCGCUGGAUAUGGAGCAAAGGCUCCAGUCCGUCGAACAGCUGCUAGCGGACAUGAGGGUGAGCCUGGCCCGGCUGGCCCCGCCACCGCCGGGGUUGACUGGAGACGGAGGACCUCGUGCAGCUCCUUUGCCACCUCCUCCAGCAGACGUGGGAAAGCGGCAGGCAGCAGUGCCCAGCAUUCCACCCGGAAUCGAUCCGGGCGUUGCCGUGAUCCACUUGUCGAAGAUUGUCACCCGGCUUGCUGCCGAGAAGAAGUUGAAGAAGGAUCGCGCACUGGAGAGUCUUUUGGAUCGGGCCGAGUCUGGAUCAGCCUCACUUCGAGAUGGGUCCGUGGGCUCCAGCCGCAGCAAGUCAGCCGCCCUGAGGUCAUUGAGGAAGCUCCUUCAUCUCCAACCCGAGCUGAUCUACCAGGCCUUGGAGCAGCGCAUGGAGGAGGAUUGGAGCCAGAUGGGCGCCUUGCCGGGGACUUCCUCGGCGGCCAUUUCCGCCCGGGGUUGGCUGGAGCACCGCAGUCGAGUACAGAAUUUUCAAGUACCGGUUCGGGCUUGCUGGAUUUUAGGCGGUGUCUGGGAUGCUCUGCGACAAGGCAAAACCGACGAGGCCCGCGCUCGAUGUGCCUUGGGUGUCGCCUCCUUCGACCAGCAGGGUAUCGACAGGGGUUCAUGGUUGGUGGCUCAAGAAAUCAGCCUGGAGGACCCUCCUCCCUUCUCAUCCUUUGCAACUCAUCGCCCGUUGGAGAAUUGGGAGAGCCCCCACACAAAGCUGAUAGACGAGCGCUGGCUGGAGUUGUUUCUGGCAAAGUUGCGCGACAUCCACGACUAUCAGGACAAUAAGAGCAAGUUGGGCUCCUCCAGCCGGAGGACGGAGGAUCCGGCCGCCGACAAGGCGGGCCCGGAGAAGCGCGCACAGCGCCGGGCUCGGGAGAUGAAAGAUGCGGCCAUGCAUGUGCCGGGAGCCGGAGGCUAUAGGCAGAUGUGCAAGCAGAAAGUCGUGAACUUUGCCAUUUUAGCUCUCUCCUGGUUACACUUGAACCGCACCAACGCUGCACCCCCUGAGUUGAGCCUCCAGACAAAAUUGUCUCGGAAGCAGUGGGCUGUAGUUCAUAGGAUCGAAAAGCUGCUGGAUGAGAUCGCUGUGGCAGAUGCGGUGGGGCCAGCUCAGAUGGGCCGCACCGCAGCCAAAGUAGAAAGUUUGGACUCCUUGUUGGAGACCUUGCAUGGAGUGGCCCUGAGCAUGCUGCCUGAAUCAUACAAGCGGCGCCCUCACGAGCCAGGUUUUUUGAAAGUUGGCGUCUCGACAGAUGCUGGCAAAGUAGUGGGUCAUUUGAAAACAAGCCACCCCAUAGUCGCACAGGAAGUGGAGACCCCCCGGCUAUCUGUUCCCAUGGAACCUCCCGAAUUCAGACCUGGAGACCUUCUACCUCCUCAUCACCUCGCUGUCUUUGAGGACCCUUUGAAGUUCGCCAGUGACCCGCUGACAGUCAGCACGCCACCACCCAAAGUACACCUGCACGCGUCCAGGCAGCAGGCGUUUGAUCUUCUGCGUUUUCUGGAUGAACGGCAGCGACUUUCCCUGGCUCCGAAAACAGAAGUCCGCUCGAAGCAUCUGUGUGGAGUGUUCGCAUUGAUCAAAGAUCAGGACAAAGACCGCAUGAUCCUCGAUGCUCGACCUCCCAACUUGUUGGAAGAAGCCCUGACGGACUGGACGAGGACCCUGGGUUCGGUGACUGCUUUGACUCAACUAGAAUUGCGACCAGGGCACCAACUAUGGCUGAGUGGCACAGAUUUGUGUGACUACUACUAUUGCUACCGUGUGAGCAAGCGCAGAGCCCGCCGGAAUGCCCUAGCUUUUCCUUUGACACCGCAGCAAGCUUCUUUUUUGCAGUGCUUUGAUGAGUCCAUGAAAGAGCAUGAAGUUCUUUACCCCUGUUUAGCUACACUUGCUAUGGGAGACAAUCAGGCAGUGGAAUUAGGCCAAUGCGCUCACCUGCAACUGGGAUUCACAUCCACAGCAUUCGCCACGACAGAGUUGUUGACUGUUCACGGCCGGGCGCCUCGGGGGAAUGUCGCCUGUGGAGUGGUGAUAGACGACGUCCUGAUCGCUGAGCAAGUGCUGCCUGCUUCCGCUCCUGCAUACAGUGACGGUGAAGCUCGCCUCGACCGACUGUGUGAGGAGUAUCUUCAACGGGGUUUGAAACCUCACCCCAAAAAGACCUUCCGACGUGCAGAUAGAGCUGAGUGCUGGGGUGCCUUGAUUGACGGGAAGACUGGAUUAGUCCGGGCUUCUCCAAAACGUUUGGUGCCGUUGAUGUGGAUCACGAGUCGGGUUGCGCUGCUGGGAUUUGCGACUGUAGGCCUACUUCAGGUUCUGGCAGGGUCAUGGAUCUCAGUGUUGCAGGUCAGACGUCGCAUGUUGUGCUUGCUGGAACAUAUCUACUUCGCCCAGCAGGGACGUGAUCAAGAUGCCAUUAUCGCACUGUCACCUUGUGCGAUCUCAGAGUUGUGGUGCUUGGUCUCCCUUGGUCCCCUGGCGGUUACAGAUCUAUCAGCUCGCAGCCAUCGAGAGCUUUUCAUGUCUGACGCCUCGGAAGAGUUCACGGCGUCAGUGAAAUCUGAGCUGACAUGGUCCUUCGUUAAGGAGUUACAACGGCACUGUUUGGCACGCGGCACCUGGGGAAAGCUCCUGACCCCUUGGCAGCAGUGGCUAAAGUCACAUGACCAGCUUGAGAUCUCCGAGGAACUUCCUGCAGGGGUGCCUUUGGUAAGCCACCCGUUGUGGUUAGAGCUUGCUGAGGCCCUCCCUUUCAAGUUGCACCAUAAGCGGCAUUGCAAGACCAAAAAACAUAUCAACUUGCUGGAAUUGCAAAGUAUUUUAGAGCUUGAAGAAAGAUUGGCACUCCGACAUCGGGAUUGCCGCUACGUUUUGGCGGCAGAUAGUCAGGUUGCCCUGGCAGUCAUCGUAAAAGGUCGAAGCUCCAGUCCUAGCCUGAACACAUUGUUGAGGAAGAGUUUGCCCAACAUCUUGGGGAAUGGCUCACUUGCGAAUGUGGCUGACGAUCCUACCCGAGGCCAGCCGAUUCGACAGCCGCUUCGGGAGACGAUCUUUGACUUGGCGGCCUGUCUGAGAGGGGAUUUUUUAAGCUUAGAUGCUUGGCUAGGGAAGAUAGGUUUUUUGCCGGAACAGGUAGCUGCACUUCCUUUUUGUGAUGGUAGCAGUCACGACCCACAGAUUUUAAACAGCUUGCUUGUAGACCCAUUACGCCGAGUACAGAAGCCCGAGCGAAUGGCUCGGUUUGAUGAGGGCAAUACAGCGCCCUGUCAUGUUUCACCCCUUGACGGAACCGAUAACAAGAACGAUUCAAGAGAGAAGAAUGAGCCUAAUGGCCAAACCAAAAAGCAAAAGAAGAGGCCUCAAGAGAAUGAAGAAAUCGAAGAAAGGCCCAUCACCGCUGUUCCAGUUGUUUUGAAGAGGGUGACUCCGCCCUCCAAAAGACAUGUCCAUGUUGAGUCCAGCGACUCAGCUGCUGAUUGCGCUGCUGCCCCGCCUAGAGACCUGCAGCCGGCGGCCAGUCGCCGGAAGAAGCAUUGCAGAAAUGAAGCCUCGCAGCUGCCUGCGCUUUCCGCCCAAGCCAAGGAGCUCCUUGCUGCCCUACCGCCUGGACAGUUCUUGCGACCUGGUGGCAUCCGAGCUCAGACGCCUUUUGAACCUAGUCGAAGAGGUUUCUUGGACUUGUAUUCAGGGGCCGCUGGGGUGGCCAAGAGCUUGAGUAAACUUUUUGACACCUGGGUCCUUACCUUUGAUUUUUGUCAUGGGGAGGGUCAGAACCUUAUGGACCCAGCAGUGCAAACUGCCAUUCUACAGCUUAUUGACGCUGGUGCGUUGGCGCAGCGCCAGAGUGCUGCAGUUUUUCGAGAGCGGUCAACCCCGCUGUGCGAUCGAGAGAAUGCCCGGUCUACCCUCGGAAGUUAUGCUUGGAGGUUGCCAAAGCGCUUGGUCGCGCUGCAGGCCUUAAGCCUUCAAAGAUUGAGAACCAGUGGCAUCGAGCUAAGGGGAGGGGCCAUAUCGGCCUACCGGCGCGGUGAAAGCACCCAAAGUAUUUUAUGGCGGAUGCACUGGUUGGAUUGCCGGGAGGUCCAAUGCUGGGCUCCCACGCGGCCGCGAACCUCGACCGUGCCAUCCCUCCAGGACGAGUUUCACUCGGAGAAUGAUGGAGAUGUGGUGGGCACCACGCCGAAGGGAAUCGACGCGCUUCGUACCGUGUCCAAGGCGAUGGACCUGUGCGAGCGGGCGGAUUGUCACUGGCGGGCGCAGGUCAUGGCCACCACGGUGAGUUUGGCCCUGUUGAACUCCCUAGGGCCCAGUGGUUGUCCUCCAGAUUUGGCACCGCCCCUGGAAGCAGAGGUGCGAGAGAUUUGGAUGAAGUGGGGCAGAUGGUUGGUGAAGUGCAUCGAACCGAAGGGUCAACCCGGGCUUCACCUUCUGGCCGUGCAUGGCUUGCUGUUGAUCUUGAAGCAGUCGGCGAGUUCCACACACAUCCUCCAGAGCGUCCAUUUGGCAGAGCUGAAGAUGGCUCAGAAUUCCUUCUUCCAGAGCUUGUUGCAGGUCAUGCCGCCGAUUCACCAUGAGGACUUGAUGGCCACCGCAGACGACCAAAUGGGGCAGAAGAGCGAGCCAACGAGAGAUCCGGUGAAUGCCAUGACCAGCGGCGGCUUCUUUGACGUGUGGCCUCGGAUUUGGCUGAAGAAGUCCUCGAGAUCCUUCUCCAUUCGAAACGUUUUGUUCUGGCAGAGUUAUGUGAAAUUCCUGAAGGGCCAGGUGCCCCAGGACGCCCUGCUGGAGCUGGUGCGCUCGGGCGCUGAACACCUGGCCUCGCAGCCGGUGGCCGAGGCCGAGUUCCACGCGGCCUUCGCGGAGAUGGUGGCGGGGGCCUUGAGGGCGGUGAGGAAAGCGGAAGACAAGGAGCUGCGGGAUCGCUUGUGGACGGCGCUUCGGCCCUGGCUCCUCUCAGUGUUGCAGCAAAGCUCGGAGGAACGCCUGGGCGGCUGGUGCGAUGGCGUGCGCUUCAUGGUCACCGGCUGCAAGCGGCCAAAGCUGGCAGCGAUGUUCCCGAGCCAUGCAGUGGAGGAGGACAGGCUGUGGGACAUGCAAUUCCUCAUCCCGCUGUUCAACUUCGUCCUUUGUGGAGAUGGUGAGUUAGAGUGCAACACCUUGAGCUGUACACUCCCACCGAUCAAGUUCGACUACAGCUCUGAAGCCUCAGACCAGGAAGGCUCAUCCUUUGACUCGUUCAAGCGGCUGCGGCUGCUGAUGUCCCUAUUGAUUGAGCCAUCAGCAAUCACGAUCAUGGCCAACAAUGAGGAGUUUUGCAAGAAGCUGGUGGAAACCUUGGAGCUAGGACUCGGUCAUCCAUACAAGCAACUUCGAGAAGAGGUUGCAAGAGGUCUCUACUUCAUCGUUGAGGCGGCAUCGCAUGCUUCGCAAACGCUCGAAACAUCCUCUGCAGCUGGGCUGGUAGGUGUGGCCACCUCACUGGAACGUUGGUUCGCUGAGGAGGCUCGCAGACUCAGUGGACUGUUGAGAGCAGACAACGCGGCACACACCAACACCACGGCAGAGGAUGGUGCCAGACCCAAGCAUGUGGUAGAGAGUUCAGGCUUGCUAUACUUGCUGCUGCAUUCAUCCUUGACCAGAAUGAGUCAACAUCAUCUUCGAUCGUCAGCUCAUGAUUGGAUGCAAUUCAUCGCAGCUGCAGCGGCGCAUGGGGACUUUGAGCUCCGGGCAAUUGCGCCCCACGCCAUGUCUUUGUGUUGCUGUGCGCAUCCAUUGACUCCAAGCCUCGAAGAACCCAAGCUCUGGAGCCAAUUGCCCAUGGUACGGGCAUUGCAACCACUGCUCCGUGAAGGUGCCAUCGAGAAGGAGCUCGAAAAAGCAUUCUCGGCCGGCCUGAAGCCGGCCAUUGUGGCCAAUUUCUUCCUUCUACUCACAGGUGGCGAAGAAUCCUCAAGGCUCUACCAAGAGCUGCGCGUAGCAGCUGAGAGGGCUUUGGGCUUCCCGAAGCCUGAAAUUCGAUCUGCGGCCAGGAGUUCAGUGGCCAGCUUCCUCACACUUGAAGCAGAAGCUGAGCUGGUGGUCAAGCUGAAGAACCUGAAAACCUUAGCAGGUCCAGCCAUGCGCAAACCCAAUGAUGUACCACCUGAGGCUGAAGCUGUGGCAUUUUGCCAAGCUGUGAGUGCAAUGGCCUGCAUGUUGCUGGCAGCAGCUGAUUGUGGAGUGCCAAGAUGGUCGGGGCAGGCGAUUCAAGCCGUAGCACCCUAUGGCAAGACAGGAAGGCCAGGCAUCCAAGAGCUGGCAAGAAAAGAGGUGCAAUCCGCCAUCCAAGCCUUUCUGAAGCUGCAGCAAUCUAGCCAGACUGCAUGGACGGAAUGUCAGCAAAAGUUGACUCCCACACAGCUGGACCUCUUGAAUGACAACAAGGGCAAACUGUCCUACUUCUCCUGA